GUCCUCUUCCCCUCGGAGCCAGGCGCCGCUUUGAGCUUCCUCAGUUGCGCAGGCGCAGUUGUGUUUCUAGACAGGUAUCUGGACUGUUAUUUUUUCACCUGUUCUCCAUAAUGACUACUUUGUGCCUAAAGAAACUAAUGAGUCAGGCCAUAAGGAAUGAUGCUAAUUUAAUCACUAAACAUUUUGCCACUUUUGGGGUGCAACCAGCAUGUCCCACAAUGAUCUCUCACACCUGGGCAAAACUGGAGCAGUCUAAAAGAGGAUUUCUUUUUGUCCUUACAAAAACAUUCUGUACAUAUGAAGAUACUGAGGAAAAGGUGAAAGAAAAGAAAAUCAACCCCAGUGCCAAAAAACACAUUGGAAGCGUUGGGAGAAAAAUCCCUCAUCGAAUUAUUCACCUGAUUGAUGAGAAUGGAGAGGAUCAGGGACCAGUACACAGAGCAGAUGCAAUUCAAAUGAUGGAUGAAAAGGAGUUGAAGCUUGUCCUGCUGAAGGAAACAGCAGACCCUCCAGUGUACAGACUAAUGAGCGGUCAGCAGAUUCUUGAAGAACGCCUCAAACUCAGAGACAAGCAGAGAGCUAGCUCCAAAAAGGGACCUGUUCAGCAGAAGGAAUUAAAUUUUACCACGGCUAUUGCGCAACAUGAUUUAGAUAUGAAAAUCAAACAAAUUCAGCAGUGGAUUGAAAAGAAGUAUCACGUCAAGGUUACUGUGCAGGAAAAGAAAGUCACGAGUGAACCAGAAAAGAUGCUAGAGUUCUUUGGACAGAUUUUGGAGACUAUGCCUGAGAAAGCAACUUACCUUUCCCCACCCCGUGUUCUUACAGAAGGAAGAAGUAGGUGCAUAUACAGACAUAAGUCGGAGAAAGAACUCCAGGCGUAUAGGCGCAUGGAAAAAGACAAAAACCACUCAGAGGACAAUGAAAAGGAAACUGCUGAAUAAUGUAUUUCAGAGAUUUUUCUUUUAACAGAAAGUGGAAACAUUUCAAAGCAAAUUCAGUUUUCUGUACAAAAUAGAAACUUGCCAAAAGUGACUUCCUAAAGCCACUGAAGUGCAUAAAACUCAUCUACAACUCUAAUCCAGACACAAUGUCUCAACAGCUGGCAGGGUGUUCUUCACGUUGUUUUGUGCAGUCAGGGUCUCAACCAUUGCUGGUUCACAUCUUCGUUCCACCUUAGGUGGAAUGUAGCCAGUGAGGCGAGAGGCCAGGCUCCGCUUGGGACGCUGUUUCUAUCAUUAAGAACAAACACAACAGUUAUUAGUUCCAUCAUAAAGAGAAACCUUUAAAGGUUAAAAAAACCUAUUAUUUUGUACGUUUAUAGCCCUUUUUGGCUAAAAUACUCUGAAAAAUAAAAAAUAUAUAUAUGAAAUGUGA
This is a messenger RNA of Heteronotia binoei (common prickly gecko), 1374 nucleotides long. RefSeq names its product mitochondrial translational initiation factor 3 (gene MTIF3). The transcript is spliced from 4 exons. Gene Ontology annotation, molecular function: translation initiation factor activity; ribosome binding. Gene Ontology annotation, cellular component: mitochondrion. The record is from RefSeq and is a predicted model, not a curated record. Gene Ontology annotation, biological process: ribosome disassembly; mitochondrial translational initiation. The coding region runs from base 111 to 941 and encodes 276 amino acids. NCBI's taxonomy places the organism in Eukaryota, Metazoa, Chordata, Lepidosauria, Squamata, Gekkonidae.